AUGAGGCAACGACACGCACCGGGAUGGAAGACGAUAACAGUCGGCCUGCUUUCUAUCCUUGCUGGAUCUGCUCUCGCCGGGCCAGACCUCACAACAAAACAUGAGAAGGGAAGAUGCGCAAUGAGGGGGCAAUGCGGAAAGCAGGGCUUCUUUGGCUCGGAACUGCCUUGCCCAGACAACGGCCCAGCAAAAACACCCGACGACGACGUGCGCAAGAAGCUUGUAGACAUUUGUGGCACGCAGUGGUCCGACUCAGACAUCUGCUGCGACGAAAAUCAGCUUGACGCCCUCAAAACGAACCUCGACCGCGCUACCCCCAUUAUCAACGCCUGUCCUGCCUGCAAGGAAAACUUCUACAAUAUGUUCUGCACAUUCACGUGUUCUCCUGACCAGUCAACCUUCGUCAAUAUUACCAGGACGGAGCCCAAGGGCGACAAAUACUUAGUAACGGAAUUGGACAACCUGAUCGCAGACCAGUACGCGUCGACGUUUUACGACAGCUGCAAGGAUGUCAAGUUUGGUGCGACAAAUGGCAAGGCUAUGGACUUCAUCGGUGGUGGUGCAAAGAACUUUACCCAGUUUCUGAAAUUUCUGGGCGACAAGAAGUUCCUAGGCUCGCCUUUCCAGAUUAACUUCCCGCGACCAUCUCAAGAGCUCUUCCCUGGCAUGACCGCAAUGAGCAAGCACGCCUAUCCUUGUGACACCGAAGACGAGAAGUACCGUUGUGCCUGUCUGGACUGUGGCACAUCUUGUACCGAGCUUCCGGCUGUACAAGAAGGAAAGCAAUGCCACGUCGGCCUGCUUCCCUGCUUAUCCUUUGCUGUCAUCAUCAUCUACUCCUGCUUCAUUGGACUCUUGUGCAUCGCUGUGGCUGGCCAUGUCGCAUAUCAGAAACAUUCGAGACAUAAGACUGAGCGAAUGCGCCUUUUGCAAGACACGAGCCCCAGCGACGAUGAAGACGAAGGCGAUAUAGUACACAAUGUUGGUAUGCUAGAUCGCCCGACCAAGCACUAUUUUGUCAACACCUGGUGCGAUCGCAUGUUUAGCCGUCUUGGAUACAUUUGCGCUCGUUUCCCAGCCAUCACCAUCAUUACCAGCAUCAUAGUCGUAAUCCUAAUGAGCUUGGGCUGGCUGCAGUUCCAAAUUGAGACAGAUCCUGUAAAUCUAUGGGUCUCACCAGAUUCCGCUGCUGCUCAAGAAAAGGCCUUCUUCGACGAGAAAUUUGGACCUUUCUUCCGCGCUGAGCAAGCCUUCCUCGUCAACGACACACUCGGCAGUCCAGGUCCCGUUCUCAGCUAUGAAACACUUGAUUGGUGGUUCGGUGUUGAGAACCAGAUCCAGCGUCUCAAGUCUGCCGAGCGCGGUGUUACUCUAGAUGACAUUUGCUUCAAGCCAACAGGAGAUGAGUGUGUUGUUCAGUCCGUUACCGGUUACUUCCAAGGUGAUUUCGCCAACGUUGUACCCAGCAGUUGGAAGGAUGAUUUGCUACAGUGUGUCGACAACCCAUCUCAGUGUCUCCCCACUUUCCAGCAACCGCUCGAUUCGCAUCUCCUCUUCGGCGGUGUUGAGGAGAGCGUUCUUGAUGCCAAGGCACUUGUGGUGACUUGGGUUGUACAGAAUCAUCCAAAGGGUACCCCGGAGGAGCAACGUGCAAUGGACUUUGAGAACGAAAUGAAGAAUUACCUCAAAUUCGUAUCCGAUGAGGCCAAUAAGAGAGGCCUUCGCCUAAGCUUCAAUACUGAAGUCAGUCUCGAGCAAGAGCUCAACAAGAGCACCAACACAGACGCUAAGAUCGUGGUGAUCAGCUACAUCAUCAUGUUUUUGUACGCAUCAUUGGCGCUCGGCUCAACUACACUCACUGUUCAGUCUGUCCUCCGCAACCCCGCCAACGCUCUAGUACAGUCCAAGUUCAUGCUGGGCAUAGUGGGUAUUCUGAUUGUACUCAUGUCUGUUUCUGCCUCAGUUGGUCUUUUCUCUGCAGCUGGCAUCAAGGUUACCUUGAUUAUAGCAGAGGUCAUUCCGUUUCUCGUCUUGGCCGUUGGUGUGGACAACAUCUUCCUUAUUGUGCACGAAUUUGAACGCAUUAACAUCAGCCACCCGGAAGGAACCGUUCCAGAACGCGUUUCUCGAGCUCUCGGACGCAUGGGCCCCUCAAUCUUGCUUUCUGCUCUUACCGAGACGACUGCAUUCGCUCUAGGAUGUGCUGUUGGUAUGCCUGCUGUCCGCAACUUUGCCGCAUAUGCCGCAGGAGCUGUCUUUAUCAACGCCAUUCUCCAGGUUACCAUGUUCAUUGCCGUUCUUUCCCUCAACCAGGAACGUGUCGAAUCAAACCGUGCGGAUUGCUUCCCAUGCGUUCGCGUUAAGCGCGCCGAUCCAGUCGGUAUGGGUUUUGCAGUGGGAGAGGAAGGUGCACUACAACGCUUCAUCCGUAAGACGUAUGCUCCAGCAAUUCUGGGUAAGAAGGCCAAAAUUGGCAUUCUCGCGCUAUUUUUCGGAAUCUUCACAGCAGGCCUCGCUCUGUUCCCCCAAGUCGAGCUUGGUCUGGACCAACGUAUCGCUAUUCCAAGCGAUUCUUACCUAAUCCCAUUCUUCAACGACCUUUACGACUACCUUGAUGUUGGUCCUCCAGUUUAUUUUGUCACGAAGGAGCUCAACGUUACUGAGCGCAAGCCGCAAAAAGAGCUUUGUGGACGAUUCUCCGCGUGCGACAGAAACAGUCUGGCAAACAUCAUCGAGGCAGAGCGUAAGCGCCCCGAAGUUUCGUAUCUUUCAGCCUCUGCUGCAAACUGGCUUGACGAUUUCUUCCUGUGGCUGAAUCCUGAAAACGAGAAGUGCUGUGUGGAGAAGGGCAAGCCCUGUUUCCAAGGUCGCCAGCCGCCCUGGAAUAUGACUCUUUACGGUAUGCCUGAGGGCGAGGAGUUUAUCAAGUACUUGGAAAAGUGGAUCGAGGCUCCAACCACUGAAGAUUGUCCUAUCGGCGGAAAAGCCGCGUACUCGGACGCUCUAGUGAUUGAUUCCAAGCACUUAACCAUUCCCGCUUCUCAUUUCCGUACUUCGCAUACCCCGCUGCGUUCGCAGAAAGACUUCAUCUCUGCAUACACAGCAGCGCGCCGCAUAUCCAAAGAGAUAUCAAAGGACAUCGAAGCCGAGGUAUUCCCAUACUCAAAGUUUUACAUCUUCUUCGAUCAGUACGUAUCUAUUGUUCGCCUGGCUGGUGCUCUGAUUGGAUCUGCUCUAGCGGCAGUACUUGUCAUCACGACCAUCAUGCUUGGUUCCAUCGUCACUGCAUUGGUUGUGACACUGGUUGUUGGUAUGACGGUCUCCGCCAUCAUCGGGUCCAUGGCUAUCCUUGGUGUUUCGCUCAAUGCCGUCUCAUUGGUCAACCUCAUCAUCUGUGUGGGUAUCAGCGUCGAGUUCACGGCACACAUUGCUCGAGCAUUCACCUUCCCAAGUCGUGCGACUAUGGAGCGAGCACCGAGACACCGCUUCCGGGGCCGUGACGCCCGCGCAUGGACAGCCAUGGUCAAUGUAGCGAGCAGUGUGGUCAGUGGAAUUACCAUCACGAAGAUUCUAGGAGUAGGAGUAUUGGCUUUCACCCGGAGUAAGAUCUUCGAAAUCUACUACUUCCGGGUAUGGGUCGCUCUCGUGCUUUGGGCCUCGACUCACGCUCUUGUUUUACUUCCUGUUCUUCUUUCAAUUGUAGGAGGCAAGGGCUACGUCGAUCCUGAAUCUGAAGGCGGACUUGAGCAAGACCUCCGACGCCGGCAGUACCCUGCACUACUGGCCGAAGACGAAGAAUACGACAGCGAUGACUAG
Bipolaris oryzae ATCC 44560 is the source of this 3816-nucleotide messenger RNA. RefSeq lists its product as uncharacterized. NCBI's taxonomy places the organism in Eukaryota, Fungi, Ascomycota, Dothideomycetes, Pleosporales, Pleosporaceae. Gene Ontology annotation, cellular component: membrane. Bases 1 to 3816 code for a protein of 1271 amino acids. The transcript has 2 exons. The record is from RefSeq and is a predicted model, not a curated record. Gene Ontology annotation, molecular function: lipid carrier activity.